Molecule: messenger RNA, 601 nt
Organism: Cladophialophora immunda
Lineage: Eukaryota; Fungi; Ascomycota; Eurotiomycetes; Chaetothyriales; Herpotrichiellaceae
Exons: 1
Coding region: 75-524 (149 amino acids)
Source: RefSeq, a predicted model, not a curated record
GGUAUCGGAGGCGAGAUUGCUCCUUUCGGAACUUGUUGGCGCUGGGCUGGUUGUGAAUUACGAGUGCCUGUACCAUGUCGAGCCUCCGAAAGCGGCCUGCACUUCCAGCUGGUAUUAUUGAAACAGGGCCCCAGUUGAUUUGGAUGGAUCUGGCCACACACUCUCGGAGCACGCACUUUUCACGACGUGCGAAAGCAAUUCGGCCUCAACAUGCCCAGUACUUUCCAACAUACAUGCUGAUGAACAGCAGCUCUCUCCACCACCGAGUUUGUGGCACAUGUCACACGAAGCUGGAAUGCAAGGGCAUAUUGACGAAAAAAGCACACGCCUCCACUAGAAGGGCAAAAAAAAAUCCGGAAAAAAGACAAAUCUCACCAAAAACAGAAAGAGUAUCCAAGACAUCGAGCACGUUUCGUUUUUCUUUUCUACGGUUGAAUCUCUUCGAAGUCAGAGGGCGCGAGUUGGCGGCGCUCAUCAAAACGGAGCAUGGAAUCAAGACGGAGGUGAAGCAGAAAGUCACAUAGCUAGAUAGAUCGUCAACUUUGAAGGUCCGAGCUUGGGCUGGCUGGCUGGCUGACGAAACAAUUCAAGUGGUAUGGAG